AGGGGAAGGAGUGGGGUUUAAAUUAUAUAUUUCCAAAGCAGAGCGAAAGCGAGAGGCGUCGGUGACCCAGGUGUCGCAGCUUCCUGCUGCACGAGGCUCGGCGUCCAGGUCCCUCCCUCCUCACGCCCCCUCCCCUGGCUCUCCCCUCCCCUUUGGAGCGGUGCGGCGCUUAAGAGGCGGCUGCGGCGGAUCGGGCGACCGCUGCAGCCCCGGCGGCUGCGGAGGAAGAGGGAGGGGAGCACAAAGCCGGCUGCGCGCUGCGAGGUAACAAGGAGAAUCCACAGACUUUAAACAUGAGUUCAGAUGUCAGCCAAGGCGUGAUCACUACUCCUCCUCCUCCCAGCGUUCCUCACAAAGAGAGAUAUUUUGACCGUAUCAAUGAAAAUGACCCAGAGUACAUUCGGGAGAGGAACAUGUCUCCCGAUCUACGACAAGACUUCAAUAUGAUGGAGCAGAGGAAACGCGUUACUCAGAUCCUUCAAAGUCCUGCCUUUCGGGAAGAUCUGGAAUGCCUUAUUCAAGAACAGAUGAAGAAAGGCCACAACCCAACUGGAUUACUGGCAUUACAGCAGAUUGCAGAUUACAUCAUGACCAAUUCUCUCUCUGGCUUUUCUUCACCUCCUCUCAGUCUUGGCAUGGUCACACCUAUCAAUGAUCUUCCUGGUGCAGAUACAUCCUCCUAUGUGAAGGGAGAGAAACUGACUCGUUGUAAACUUGCCAGCCUGUAUAGACUUGCAGAUUUGUUUGGAUGGGCACACCUGGCAAAUACCUAUAUUUCUGUAAGAAUAAGUAAGGAACAAGACCACAUUAUAAUAAUUCCCAGAGGCCUAUCUUUUUCUGAAGCCACAGCCUCCAAUUUGGUGAAAGUGAAUAUAAUUGGAGAAGUGGUUGACCAGGGAAGUACUAAUUUGAAAAUUGACCAUCCAGGAUUCAGCCCCCAUGCUGCAAUCUAUUCAACACGUCCUGAUGUGAAGUGUGUGAUACACAUCCAUACUCUUGCAACAGCAGCUGUAUCCUCCAUGAAGUGUGGGAUCCUUCCAAUUUCUCAAGAGUCCCUUAUCCUGGGAGAUGUUGCCUAUUAUGACUACCAAGGGUCACUUGAUGAUCAAGAGGAGAGAAUUCAACUGCAGAAAGUUCUGGGACCAAGUUGUAAGGUGCUGGUACUCAGAAAUCAUGGUGUGGUAGCACUUGGAGAAACAGUUGAAGAAGCUUUUCAUUAUAUUUUUAAUGUACAGAUAGCCUGUGAAAUUCAGGUGCGGGCAUUAGCCGGGGCAGGUGGAGUAGACAAUCUCCUUGUACUGGAUCUUCAGAAGUACAAACCUUUCACUUACACUGUAGCAGCAUCUGGAGGAGGUGGUGUGAAUAUGGGUUCCCAUCAAAAGUGGAAGGUUGGCGAGGUGGAGUUUGAGGGGCUGAUGAGGACUCUGGACAACUUGGGGUACAGAACAGGCUAUGCUUACAGACACCCUCUCGUUCGAGAAAAGCCUAGGCACAAGAGUGAUGUGGAGAUCCCAGCAACUGUGACUGCUUUCUCCUUUGAAGACGAUACAGUGCCACUCUCUCCUCUCAAAUACAUGGCGCAGAGACAGCAGCGUGAGAAAACAAGAUGGCUGAACUCACCAAAUACUUACAUGAAAGUCAAUGUGCCUGAGGAGUCUCGGAAUGGGGAGACCAGUCCCAGGACCAAAAUCACAUGGAUGAAAGCAGAGGACUCCUCUAAAGUUAGUAGUGGAACUCCUAUCAAAAUCGAAGAUCCAAACCAGUUUGUUCCUUUAAACACAAACCCAAAUGAAGUACUAGAAAAGAGAAAUAAGAUCAGAGAACAAAACCGAUAUGACUUGAAAACAGCAGGACCACAGUCUCAGUUGCUUGCUGGAAUUGUUGUGGAUAAGCCUCCUUCUACCAUGCAGUUUGAAGAUGAUGAUCAAGGCCCACCAGCUCCUCCUAACCCAUUCAGUCAUCUCACAGAAGGAGAACUUGAAGAGUAUAAGAAGACAGUAGAACGUAAACAACAAGGCCUGGAAGAUGCUGAGCAGGACUUACUCUCAGAUGACGCUUCAUCUGUUUCACAAAUUCAGUCUCAAACUCAAUCACCGCAAAAUGUCCCUGAAAAAUUAGAAGAAAACCAUGAGCUAUUUUCCAAGAGCUUCAUGUCCAUGGAAGUGCCGGUCAUGGUGGUAAAUGGCAAGGAUGACGUGCAUGAAGUUGAAGACGAGCUUGCUCAGCAAGUGAGCAGAUUAACUACAAGCACGACUAUAGAAAACAUCGAAAUUACCAUUAAGUCUCCAGAAAAAAUUGAAGAAGUCCUCUCACCUGAUGGCUCACCUUCAAAGUCACCAUCCAAGAAAAAGAAGAAAUUCCGCACUCCUUCUUUUCUGAAAAAGAACAAAAAAAAGGAAAAAAUCGAAGCCUGAGUGGAGUUUUUCUAUAAUUAUUAUUAUUAUUACAAUGUGACAUUGCACAUUUAAAUACCACGUUUAAGUUGAUCAUUAAUAUGCAGUGGUAGAUCAGACUGGGGGUAUGUAGCAAACUGGACUUAAUGAACUGGAAAAAGAUUUUACUUAAAGAAAAACAUGACAAUAGUUUUCAAAUUCAUCUCAUUUUAUAUGUCCAAAAUGGCCUUGAAUUUUUAAACAAUUGCUAGUUUUAAUUAGAUCUGCCCUUAUGAAGUAUUAUCAGUUCAUCACAGAUAUCUGUCUGAAUUACUUCAGGCUUUCUCUAUAGUAUCUGUCAGAAGGAAAUUGCCAGUGAACAAAUGAGAAUUUUUCUUUCUCAACACCUGAUCACUUGGCAUUCAGGUUAUAAUUUUUUUAUCAGGAUUGUUGACUAUGUCUUUUGGGUUCCCAUUGUUUCAAUGGGCAUUAACAGAAUGUUUUAAAAGCUUGUAAGACAAGAAUCUAUAUAGCAUUAGUAUACACUGGCACAUAAUUUCUUUUUAAGGUUUUAAGAAAAGGUUCAUUUGGAAUUUUAUUCAUAGUAUAAAAUUUCCUCACCUGAAGUAACUUUGUUUGCCAAAAAAAAAGUCAUUUUAGUAAACUAAUUUUUGAGAACUUCCUUUUGUAUUAGUUUAGAAAGCCCCUUAUUUUUCAACAAAGGGGAUUUUGUACACAUAACAUGGAUUAUUUAGUUUAACUCUGGCAAAAACAAUUUUUAUAUGUUGAAAUGUUUGUAUACCAUUCAGUAUAAAAGUGUCAUAAGCAUAUUAGCCAAUCAUUUAACAGUAGAGCAUAUUUGAGGCUGCUUGGUACUGAGCAUACUUAAAUAUAAUUCAAGAAUCCAGGGACUUGUAUCAGAAGGGGAUUAGAGCAUAUAAAGAUAUAUCUAGAUUCUUAUUUGAACCUUAUAAUGUAUUUUUCUGUUAGUAUUGCUAAUGAACAAAGAAAAUCUCAUAUGAUAGCCAAAUGAAAAGAGUGAAAGGGAAAGUGAAAAAUUAAGGGAACAAACGAUGGGACACGGGAAAACUGUUAGCUUGAUAAUGACUCACAUUUCUGCUAGGACGUAGAGUGUGAUUUGUUGGAAACAUGUCUCAAAUUUCUGAAAUUCUGCUGUUCUGCCAAAAUCAAUGUCUUUCUGGGUUACUAUUUGUGUUGUAAAAAGGUCAGAGCCUUGUAACUUGUGUAUCCCUAGAGGGAAGCACUAGAAGAAGUCUAAUCCCACCAGUUAGAAAACUACCACUAGUUGAUUUUUUUAAGAAAUUUUUAGUCUUUUGGUUAAUUUACUUCUUAAUGUAAAUACAAACUUAAACCUAAGCUUAAUAUAGUUUUGCCCCCCUCACCCAAGUGAUGUCACAAAUCAAUGUGAAAUCAGUGAUCCAAAAUGGUCAGUGGGUAAAAAUAACCCAAAGCGUUUUUGGAGGGUGAGUUGGCACGCAGAGGAUUACAUUGAUUGCAGUGCGUGCUGGGGCUGGUUCUGUCCGACUGUGUGUGUACAGUGACGCAGAGUUCAGAUGGAGCCUGGAAAUGUCUUUCUGGAUCUCACUAACUACUGGAUCAGUGUUUUGUUCUCUUAGUGGAAACUUUCAGUUGCUUAACUCUGUAUUUGAGCAAUUUUUUUUUAAUGUUCUACAUCAUUUAUGUUGUAUUACAAUGUAUGUAGAAACAGUAACCUGUGAACUAUGCUUUUCCAUAACUUUUUAAAUAUAUAUAUAUAUCUAAAUGAAUGCCAUGUGCAUAAAUAUUUUUUAAACACAACAGUAAAACUAUUGCACCUUUCGCUGAUGCCUCUAUUUACUGCUUUGGCAUAAUGAAUGAGCCAAUAAACCUGUGUCCUGUGGAGAAAUGUAUAAAUGUUAUCUGAUAUUGCUCUUAGAUGUAAUGCUAAUUAAUGUUAAAUCACAAAUAAACAGUAUUUUAAAU
This is a messenger RNA of Lepus europaeus (European hare), 4355 nucleotides long. It is a transcript of the gene ADD3, whose product is annotated as adducin 3. The transcript is spliced from 15 exons. Gene Ontology annotation, molecular function: actin filament binding. Gene Ontology annotation, biological process: barbed-end actin filament capping. Bases 294 to 2414 code for a protein of 706 amino acids. Gene Ontology annotation, cellular component: plasma membrane; cytoskeleton; postsynaptic density. NCBI's taxonomy places the organism in Eukaryota, Metazoa, Chordata, Mammalia, Lagomorpha, Leporidae. The record is from RefSeq and is a predicted model, not a curated record.